Molecule: messenger RNA, 1773 nt
Organism: Rotaria sordida
Lineage: Eukaryota; Metazoa; Rotifera; Eurotatoria; Philodinida; Philodinidae
Source: the annotation of a GenBank genome assembly
AUGAAUUCAUAUCAAUGUUAUAAUGAACUUCAACACAAGGAUGAUGCUAUCAAAGAAUGUUUUAACGAUUUGCAAUCAACAUUACAAGACAUCGACAUUUGUCAGCAACCAUUCAACGAUUUAUAUUGUACAACAACAUCAUCUUUUUGUAAUAGUGAUAUUCCAAUUCCAUUAUCGCCAUCAUCUUAUUGGUUAUCAACAUCUGAAAGAACAAAUAGAUCAAAACAUUUUCUUGAUUUACAAUCUGAACAAGAAAGUGAUUUUGAAUUUUUUCUUCAUCCAUCUAUUCCUAAUUCUUCUCAUAUAAGUGUUCAUGUCAACGGAGUAGCUAUACCAAUGCGUUCUAUUUAUAGUACAACUCGUCCUUAUCGAUCUUCUCGUGGACGUAGUGUACAUUGGAAAGAUGAAAUUGUUCAUCCAUCUAAAAAUGAAAAUUAUUAUAAUCGAUCUAAUUCAACAAAUAUUAAAAAAAAUGUUUCACGUAUAUCACUUAAUACUAGUUUACCAUAUCAUACUAAACUUAAUAUUCGUAUUCAAGUUAAUCGAUUAAAUUGUGAUGAUUUUAAUGAAAAUAAUCAUAUUAAAGCAAAAGCUACAGUUCAAAGAUUAAAUCCUCAAUAUGAUCAUCAACAUUCUGAAGCAUUACAACGAGCGUAUUGUCAACAUUAUUUAAUAUCAUCAUCAAAUGAACGUAUGGUAACAAAAAUAAGAACAAAUAUACCAAUACCAUAUGAGAAAUCAUCACCAUAUCGUCACAUUUCAAUACCUAUUUCAUUACCUAUUGAUCAACGACUUUUUCUAUAUAUUCAAAACGAUGAAAUUUUUGCUAGAUUAUUUCUUAAUUAUAUUCAUGCAAAAUCAACAAAUACAGAUUUUUAUACAUUUGCUCUUUUAUCUGAUAUUCAUAUUGGUGAUACAGCUGCGAAUGCAAUAGGUAGAGCACGUUCAGCAGUUGUUAAAAUAAAUCAACUUGCAGCAAAUGUAACAACAAAUUUACAAGCUGUUUUUAUUACUGGUGAUUUAACUAAUUCUGCUAUGCCUUCUCAAUAUACAACACUUCGUGAUAUUUUAAAUAAUUUAACUAUACCAUAUUAUCCAAUAAUUGGUAAUCAUGAUCAAUGGUUAUAUAAUUCAACAUGGGAAGAUAUAGCACCUGUUGGUGAUCAAUUUUUUGCUGCAACAUUUAAAGAUAUACUUAAUCAACCCAAUAUAAUCAAUUAUCCAAAUGGAACAGUAUGGAAUCCAAUACAUUCAUGUCAAUCAUGGUUUCAAAAUUAUCGUCUUCAAUUGCAUAAUAAUAUAUUCAUUUCGCUUGAUUGGAAUAGUCGUCAUCAUGCUGCUGCUUCACUUGGUUAUAAAGGAUCAAUGCCUGGUGCUGAUUUAUAUGAUUUUAAUGGUGGUACAUUUUCAUGGCUUGAAGAACAAUUAAAACAACUUGAAAAACAAUCUUCAACUAUUAUUCUUUUACAACAUCAUCCAUUUCGUGCACCAUUUUAUAUUCCAGGUGAAAUAUAUGCAUUUAGCGAAUUGAAACGUUUACGUAUUGAAUAUUUAUUACGACAAUAUACAUCAUUAAAUUAUUUUGGUGUUUUUGCUGGACAUUUUCAUAUGUGGUCUGAUGGAAAAGCAUUUGAUAAUAUGCCAAAAUUUCGACAAUUUGAAACAGAUGCUUGUAAAGUUGCACAAGCUGUUGCUUUAGUUACAACAAAUAUUAAAACUGGUGAAAUUAUGAAGAUUGAAAAGAUGUAUGGUGAUGAACCAACAAAACCAUAG